UUGGCUUCGUUUUCCUCCGGCUGGGGAAAGUAGCAGUCAUGGCGCCACCCGUGAGGUACUGCAUCCCGGGCGAACGUCUGUGUAACUUGGAGGAGGGCAGCCCAGGCAGCGGCACCUACACCCGGCACGGCUACAUCUUUUCGUCGCUUGCUGGCUGCGUGACAAAGAGCAGCGAGAACGGCGCGCUUCCUGUCGUGUCUGUGAUGAGAGAAACAGAGUCCCAGUUACUGCCAGAUGUGGGAGCUAUUGUAACCUGUAAGGUCUCUAGCAUCAAUUCACGCUUUGCCAAAGUGCACAUCCUGUAUGUGGGGUCCACACCACUUAAAAACUCUUUUCGAGGAACUAUCCGCAAGGAAGAUGUUCGAGCUACUGAAAAAGACAAGGUUGAAAUUUAUAAGAGUUUUCGCCCAGGUGACAUUGUCUUGGCCAAAGUGAUCUCCCUAGGUGACGCACAGUCCAACUACCUCCUGACCACGGCCGAAAAUGAGCUGGGCGUGGUGGUGGCUCACAGUGAAUCGGGUGUGCAGAUGGUUCCCAUCAGCUGGUGUGAGAUGCAGUGCCCCAAGACCCACACUAAAGAAUUCCGGAAAGUGGCCCGAGUACAGCCCGAAUUCUUGCAAACCUAAGAAGCCUCAUUUUACCCCGAGGAGGGGGGUAAGCUGUUUCUAGAGUAUGUGUAUGAAAGUAGCAGUGAGGCGCCACUGUCUUUGUUGAUACACCUGGGGUCAGCCAGCAACCAGCUCAAGAAAAGUCUGCCCGAAACUAACUCUGUGGGCAGAAAGUUUUUCUCAUGAGCCCUUCAGUGGAUUUCUUUCUCCUGAGUGAUCAAGUUCUCUUGGGGGCUCCAUAAACAAGUGGUAUAAUGUUGGAAAUAGCCUAUUCUUUCCGACAGUCUUAUAAAUACGUAUUUUUGCUGUGACGGAGACAGUUUUAUUAAAAAGAUUCUAUGGUU
Phyllostomus hastatus (greater spear-nosed bat) is the source of this 952-nucleotide messenger RNA. It is a transcript of the gene EXOSC1, whose product is annotated as exosome component 1. Gene Ontology annotation, molecular function: RNA binding. Gene Ontology annotation, cellular component: cytoplasm; nuclear exosome (RNase complex). Gene Ontology annotation, biological process: RNA processing. The coding region runs from base 39 to 626 and encodes 195 amino acids. The transcript has 8 exons. The record is from RefSeq and is a predicted model, not a curated record. Lineage: Eukaryota; Metazoa; Chordata; Mammalia; Chiroptera; Phyllostomidae.